This is a messenger RNA of Lolium rigidum, 2114 nucleotides long. Its product is annotated as K(+) efflux antiporter 6-like. Bases 1 to 1815 code for a protein of 604 amino acids. The record is from RefSeq and is a predicted model, not a curated record. Lineage: Eukaryota; Viridiplantae; Streptophyta; Magnoliopsida; Poales; Poaceae. Gene Ontology annotation, molecular function: potassium:proton antiporter activity. Gene Ontology annotation, biological process: proton transmembrane transport; potassium ion transmembrane transport. The transcript is spliced from 20 exons. Gene Ontology annotation, cellular component: membrane.
AUGCCGCCGCGCCGCCUCCGCCGCCCUGGCCCGGCGCCCCGCCUCCUCGCGCUGCUCCUCCUCCUCCUGGCCUCGGCCGUCCCAUUCUCCCGCGCCGCCGGCGACGUGGGCGACGAGGAGCGCGCGGGCGAGGCGGCGGCCGCGGUGGCGCGCGCGGAGGGCGUGGUCGCGGCCCUCGAGGCCGGCGGGGAGGCGGCCCGCGGCAAUGCGACGGCCAAGGGCGAGGGCGAGGGCAGCCUCGCCGACAUGAUCGACCGCGCGCUCGAGAAGGAGUUCCCCGACUCCGAGGGCGACCAGGGCGGCGGAGAGACGGACCCCGGCAGCUUCAACAACACGGUCGCCGAGAAGCAGGGUGUCCUGGAAACUGUGGCUAGAAGAGUAACGAAGAAGAAUGAGACCAAAGACAAUAAGUCGUUUCCAUUUAAAGAAGUUUUCUUGGACCGGUCAGAGCAAGAGGAUGUUCCCACAUUGAUUGAUCGGAAGGAUAAUGUAUUUAUUAUAUCAAAUCGGAAGUCAAAGUACCCUGUACUGCAGCUGGAUCUUACGUUGAUAUCAGAUCUUGUUGUUGUUAUUGUAUCUGCUACAUGUGGCGGGAUCGCCUUUGCUUGCCUUGGGCAACCAGUGAUUACAGGUUAUUUACUUGCAGGAUCCAUAAUUGGCCCUGGUGGUUUUAGCUUUGUCAGUGAAAUGGUCCAAGUUGAGACAGUAGCCCAAUUUGGUGUUAUAUUUCUUCUGUUUGCUCUGGGACUCGAGUUUUCUACAGCAAAACUCCGAGCCGUACGUGCGGUUGCUGUUCUUGGAGGAUUGCUCCAAAUUAUACUAUUUAUGUUCCUUUGCGGCAUUUCUGCGACGCUCUGUGGAGGCAAAACUAAGGAAGGUGUUUUCGUUGGUGUUCUUCUUUCUAUGUCUUCGACAGCAGUGGUUUUAAAAUUUCUAAUGGAAAAGAACAGUAUUAAUGCCCUUCAUGGUCAAGUGACGGUUGGCACACUCGUACUGCAGGAUUGUGCUGUUGGUCUUCUUUUUGCACUUCUUCCAAUUUUGAGUGGCACUUCUGGUCUUCUUCAUGGUGUCGCAUCAAUGGCAAAGUCGCUUGUCAUGUUGAUAUCAUUCCUUGCAAUUCUCUCCAUCCUCUCCCGGACUUGUGUGCCUUGGUUUCUUAAGCUGAUGAUAAGUCUUUCGUCUCAGACAAAUGAACUUUAUCAGUUGGCAGCGGUUGCAUUCUGCUUGUUAUUUGCUUGGUGCAGUGAUAAGUUGGGCCUGAGUCUAGAGUUAGGAUCAUUUGCAGCUGGAGUGAUGAUAUCAACAACUGACCUUGCACAACACACUCUUGAACAAAUCGAACCUAUUCGAAACCUCUUUGCUGCUCUUUUCCUUGCCAGCAUUGGGAUGCUAAUUAAUGUCCAUUUCCUGUGGAACCAUGUGGAUAUACUUCUUGCAGCUGUUAUUUUGGUGAUAACUAUAAAGACAUUUAUUGUAUCUAUUGUUGUAAAAGGGUUCGGCUAUAGCAACAAAACAUCUCUUCUUGUUGGCAUGUCUCUUGCACAAAUUGGGGAGUUUGCUUUUGUUCUUCUUAGCCGUGCUUCAAGCAUCCAUCUGAUUGAGGGCAAGCUAUAUCUACUUCUUCUUGGAACCACUGCACUUAGCUUGGUAACAACACCCCUGCUAUUCAAAAUGAUCCCAGCAGUUGUCCACCUUGGUGUUCUUUUGAGAUGGUUUUCUGUUGAUAGCAAUCAGUUGGGCUUAAAAGGUGACGUCAUCCGCAUUGAUAGCGGCAAGCGCAUAAAUGUGAUAGUCCAAGGCCCGCAUGACUCAUGACAUACUUGGCACACUGCAAACUACGUUUAGUAUGGCGUAAUUUAACAAGCUCUGUAAAGUGUAUUCACAGCAUGUACCUAAGAGUUUAUAGCACAUAUGCGUGGCCAGGAGGGAGUGGAGGCAAAAGAAAUCAGAUCACGUGUGCGGGAUUGAUCCUUAAUCCACAUAGUUCUAUGGGCAUUGGAAGAGCGGUCUCCUGGAUGAUUGGCACACUGUUGCUAGCAGCUGAAGUGUGAUCCCUCUAAUGAGGGUUUUCUGUAGUAUAUGAAUGUAUGCUGAUCAAUUGAUCAGAUUAGCGU